AUGUCUCAUCCUUUGAUUAAUAAACCAGUUCCAAAAAACGUAAUCUUGAAAAAUCAAGAUAAUGAAGAUGUUUCUCUAGAUUCGCUCAUUAUCGUUGGAAAACCUGCCGUCGUAUUUUUCUACCCAAGGGACGAAACUUAUGGUUGCACUAAAGAAGUUUGCUCUUUUCGCGAUUCUUAUGAGGACUUCUCCAAGGUUCAUGCAACGAUCGUUGGCAUUUCGGCUGAUCCGCCUGAAAGUCACAAAAAAUUUAUUCAGCGUCUAAUGUUACAAUUUCCGUUACUUUCUGACACAGAGGGUGAAGCUAGAAAAGCUUUUCAGGUUCCCAAGACUAUGGGUUUUAUGGCUGGUCGUGUUACUUAUUUAAUCGACAGAGAAGGAUUAAUUAGAGAAUUAUUUAAUGCUCCGUUAAAUUUUACAGGUCACGCCGAAAAAGCCAUUGAAUUCGUUAAAGCUCAAGCAGCAAAUUAA
Messenger RNA from Acaulospora colombiana, 471 nucleotides. NCBI's taxonomy places the organism in Eukaryota, Fungi, Glomeromycota, Glomeromycetes, Diversisporales, Acaulosporaceae. The record is from the annotation of a GenBank genome assembly.